This is a messenger RNA of Gasterosteus aculeatus aculeatus (three-spined stickleback), 1776 nucleotides long. Its product is annotated as DNA repair protein XRCC4. The record is from RefSeq and is a predicted model, not a curated record. Gene Ontology annotation, molecular function: DNA binding. Gene Ontology annotation, cellular component: DNA ligase IV complex; nucleus; DNA-dependent protein kinase-DNA ligase 4 complex. Gene Ontology annotation, biological process: response to X-ray; immunoglobulin V(D)J recombination; double-strand break repair via nonhomologous end joining. NCBI's taxonomy places the organism in Eukaryota, Metazoa, Chordata, Actinopteri, Perciformes, Gasterosteidae.
CAGCAGUCGGAGGUGGAACCCUGUCUGGGAGAACAGCAACAUUAGCGUUAGUGAUUGAAGUUUCAUACAAAAAUGCCAUCGUCUGGACGCUGCAGUAGUUAGACCAUACAGUACCGUCAUGAGCGGUACAGUCAGACAGAUUGCUGUGGCUACUGAUCCAGGCACCCCGUACUUCCUGCGAGUGGACUGGGCCUCAGCCCUCGGUGCUGGCUUCACGUUAGCGCUCACCGAUGGCAGCUCGGCUUGGCUUGGAGAAGUUUCAGAAGAUGAGGUGACAAGGGAAGCCAACAAUGUGGGAGCCACAGAGGAGAGAUAUGUUGAGGAUCUUCUCCAAGCGCUAACCGGAAGUGAAGGAGGAACGAGAGGAGGCGACGAAGGGUUGUAUUCUUUCCACAUCAGUCCAGAUCACCGCCAUCUCUCAUAUCAGAAGAUUUGUAACGACACCUCGGUGCAUUUGGGUUCUGUGGAGCUGCAGCCAGCGCCAGACCCGCUAGCGCUAAUCCAGGAGAUGAUUGGCCAGUCCCUAAAGCACUGUACUCAUCUGGAGUCCAAAAACUGCCAGCUGUUGGAAGAGACCCGUAGGCUGAAACGGGAGCAUCAGAGAAUUCUCCGAGAACUGGAACAGCAGGUUCGAGAUAAGGAAACGUUGGAGGGUGAUCUGUACUCGCGCUUUGUCAUGGUGCUGAAUGAGAAGAAGGCCAAGAUCAGAGGCCUGCAGGAUGCUGUCCGCCAGCUGCAUCAGACAGAUGAGGAAGGGAGACACAGUUACCAUGACAGAACUCCGGACAGUACAGAGCAGACCAUUCAUCCAUCUCAGGAGCCAACUAUUCUCCUCACAGGUUGCAAUCUGGAGUGCCAUGGCAUCUCUGCGGACCGGACCUUUUCCGAUGAGGAGGAUGAACAGCGGAGGCGAAAGAGCAGGUUGCUAAACAGCCAGAAGCCAGAGCCUCCACAGCAGGAAUAACACCUCUGGAUUUUGAUGAUACCUCUAUGUCUGCUGAAGACCACGGGUGGCCGCCUGCAUAAUCCCACAACACCCGCUUGCUGGUUUAGUAAUCCCUAAAGGAAUGUCACCCUGGCUCCUCUAUACAUCCCUUUUGUAAGACGUUUUAUAAAGGGAAGGCCAGAUCAUUUCUGAAGGAUCAUUCACGGAUGAGUGCACGACAACUUGUAAGUGAUGAUGAGACAUUAUUAUGGACGAGAUAGGAAACUAAUGAACAUUUCAGUUUUUUAUUUUUCAUUCAGCAGAGCAUGCUGUGAAUGCUGGAUAAUCUCAAACGGGUAUAUUUGUUUUUUCUUAUUUUGGAAUGUUUCCACUAUCAAUCUAUUGAUUGAAGAAUCAAUCUUAUUGUUUUAUUUUGGAUAUCACAAAUGUUGGAAAUGUAUUAGAAAUACAUGAAGGAGAAGGUGAUUCUUUUGAUAUGUGAAAUGUUGUCAAUGUGUCUCAGGUGCGUUAAUAUCUAUGGUGAAAUGUCUCACAUUGCAGGACAUUCCAACUUGACUUGAAAAAAAGAGGAACAAUAGUUUUUUCUUAUCAGUAUUUUCUGCAGCUAUGAGAAGCAUCCAUUUUGUUAACAAGGGUAAACAUUCAAUCUAAUAAAUCAUGACGUGCCUUUGCUGGAGUAUCUGUCAUGUUUCUGUCAUGAGGCUUUAUACCGUACAGUGGAAGCAAAGUGUAAAUCAACCAUAUGAAGAUGUGUUAUUAUGGUUAUGUACACCAACUAGCCUGUAUUAUUGACAAGUUGUCAGCUUGAAUAAAAUGUAUCCUAAUGAGAA